AUGUCGGGCUCUUCUUGGGCUUCGUUGCCGCCGGAAAUUCGGUUACAGAUACUGAAGGAAGGCUUGUGCCAGGGCGUCCGCGGCUCCUACGCGUCUGUCUGCUCAGAAUGGAAGGCAUUUAUUGAGCCGCAGAAUUUCUACCGACUGGAAUUGCAGGUAUCAUGCCUGGAUCAGCUUGACCAUAUGACAACUCGAACUGCGAGUCUUGUUCAUCAGAUUCGACUGAAUAUUGAGCUCCCACGAUACUCAUGUCGCUCUUGCCAGUGGCCUGAAUCAAGCUCGCGUGUGUCGCAGCAUAGUGCCAUCUUCAGAGCUGCCAUACACAAGCUUUUUACUGCCUUAAGUGCUUGGAAACGGACAGACGCCUUAGUGUUAGAGCUGAACACCUUCUCACCCAGCGACUCUGAGCACUGGUUCAAAAAUUAUUGCAUUGGUCGAGACGCUCAAACGGACGAAGAAUCUGAGCAGCAACAGCGUGAGGCUCCCGGUAGAUGGCAUGACCCAAAACACGGCUGGAUAGAUGGCCGGCAGGUGGAGAGUCCUUCUGCAAAAGCUAUGUCACGUCUCUUUGCUCCGAUAUGCCUAAGUCUCCCAGGGAGCAUCCCAGAGGUCCACGCAGUAACGCAGCUCGUCAUACGUCGAGAAUGUCGGCGUCAGAUUAUACCGCCAGUUCUAAGGCUAUUGCUACAGAAACUUCCUCGGCUACAAACCAUGGUCUACGAGCCAUGGCGGGCUUGCCGCCGCGCCUGGAAGACUGCGUGUGACAAGGAGUUUGCCUCCUUGAUUCAUGAUGGUAUGCCGGGUCACAUCGAAAAGCUCUUGAUCUUUGAGGAUCCCAAUUCUGAGCUUGUGUCGGCAAUGCACCGCGACCCGUUAUUGAAUCAAGUUAUCGAUGAUAGCAUGACAGCAGGUGCCGAGGUAGUCAGAGCCCUGGUCUUGAGGAGCUGUGACCUCAAAUAUCUCUCAGUCGCCUUCAUGGUUGAUGCCCAACAAUUUUUGGACUCUUUGCAGUCUACUCAUCACUGCCACAAAUUACGAUCGCUAACACUCACAGCGUCCAUCCUCCAAAGAGAAUCCCAACCCAGGCGAAUUGCCUCUUUCUUAAGCAAUGCGAGCAUGUUGCCACGAGAGAUGAAGCAGCUGGAACGAUUCAUACUUUGGAAUAGUAAGCGAGGAGAGGCAUGUGCGGUCAUCUAUCACAGGGACCGAUCAAGCGAGCAGGCUACUCUGACGUGGCGCGGAACAUGGCAUUUCGAGCUGGAUUAUGGAGUGGUAGAAUCCUGGGAGAAGGUCGACUCAGAUUUAAUCCUCCGAAUCGAAAACCAGGAGCUAGAAGCAAUCGUCAAACAACAUGGUGACGCUCUAUACCACUUACGUUUACCAGAAGAGAUUAUCGAUCCAAUUUCUGCCCGGCAGCUACGACAGGAAGCAUUCAUGGGAGAAGAGAUCUGA
Molecule: messenger RNA, 1452 nt
Organism: Fusarium fujikuroi IMI 58289
Lineage: Eukaryota; Fungi; Ascomycota; Sordariomycetes; Hypocreales; Nectriaceae
Exons: 2
Coding region: 1-1452 (483 amino acids)
Source: RefSeq, a predicted model, not a curated record